ACGUGUUUUUGUUGUUUUUUGCAUCUUGGGAAGUGUAAUUUUUUAGAUACGACCGAUUGCGAUUCCUUGGAAGAGCUAUUAAAACAUUGUCAGAUUUAGGGGAUCUCAUUCCGAAGUAACUAAAUAAUGGCCUCGUUAAUUUUGCUGCGCAAUGGCCAAUUAACAAAACAACAAGGCUGUGCUGCAUUGAGUGUAUUUUGCGUGCGCCAUGCUUCGAGCUCUACCGAUGCGCCUCGUCCAUUGAAGACAACCAAUGUCAGCACUAUGCGCCGUGGUACCGGCGGUCGCAGCAGUUUCAAUGGAAUUGUGGCAACUGUAUUCGGUUGUACAGGCUUCGUAGGACGCUACGUUUGCAAUAAGUUGGGAAAAACUGGUACUCAAAUGAUAUUCCCCUAUCGCGGUGACUCUGGCGAGGCGAUUCGUCUAAAGGUAUGCGGCGAUUUAGGACAAGUGCUGUUCCAAUUUUUCGAUUUAAGAGAUGAAAGAGCCAUACGUGAUGCCGUAAAAUAUUCGAAUGUGGUCAUCAAUUUAAUUGGCCGCGAAUUCGAGACGAAAAAUUUUAAGUUCAACGAUGUACAUGUGGAUGGUGCCCGACGCAUUGCUAGGAUUAGCAAAGAAGCUGGCGUUGAGCGUUUGAUUCACUUGUCUGCAUUGAAUGCUAGUCCUGAGCCGAUGAGCUUUGUUCUCGAAGGUGGCAGCAAUUUUUUGAAGAGCAAAUACCAUGGUGAAUGUGCGGUACGCGAUGAAUUUCCUGAGGCGACAAUUAUCAGACCUGCGGAUAUCUACGGCUCCGAAGAUCGUUUCCUUCGUUACUACGCUCACAUUUGGCGUCGUCAAUUCCGUGCCAUGCCACUCUGGUUUGCCGGUGAACGCACUGUUAAGCAACCGGUUUACGUUUCUGAUGUAGCGCAAGCUAUCGUUAAUUGCGCUAAAGAUCCUGACACCGCCGGUCAAGUAUACCAGGCUGUGGGACCCAAACGCUAUCAAUUGAGUGAAUUGGUUGAUUGGUUCCAUCGCGUGAUGCGCAAGGACGAAAAGUGGUGGGGUUAUCGCCGCUAUGACAUGCGUUGGGACCCCACUUUCCUUAUGAAAGCCAAAUUCACAGAACUUAUCUGUCCAGGGCAACCUAUCGGCGAGCUGCACAUGGAGCGCAUCGAACGCGAAUGCGUAACUGAUGUUGUGCGUGCUGACAUACCAUGUCUGGAAGAUUUAGGUGUGCAACUGACCGCCAUGGAAGAUCAAGUACCAUGGGAAUUACGGCCAUACCGCGCCGCGCAAUAUUAUGAUGCUGAAGUGGGAGAAUGGGAGGAGCCUUCACCACCAAAACCAAUAGCUCAUCGUGAUGAAUUACGUAUGUUUGCAUAAAAAUACGGCAAUGGCAACAACGCUAAUAACAACAGCUAUGCAAAUAAUAGAAAAAAAGUAUCUCAUACAAGUUGGUGGCGUUGGUGGCCAAGCAGCAGUUUAAGGAAGAAACAUUUACAAAUACGCGAAUUGUUAUUCGUUGUACUUGUUGUGCGUUCUUUGUGGUAUGGAGUAACAUCUAGUGAAUUAUGGUCGUCUAUGAGUGAAUUCGUUUUUGAAAUUGAUGAAAUUUUGAACAACAAGUAAAAUAUAGAAUAUAAAUGGCAUGGGUCUGAGUGCCGUAUGUUAAAAAAUGUGUUUUUUUUUUCAAUAUAUACUCACAAAUUUCCGAUUUAUUUUUUUUUUCUUAACAGAUACUCGUAUUUUAUCUUAUUAUUUUGAAUGCUUUUCAUUACAAUGCAUUGUUAAACAAAUUUUAACAAGCAAGUAAACUUUAAUAAACCUGUAGCUUACUAAA
Anastrepha ludens (Mexican fruit fly) is the source of this 1822-nucleotide messenger RNA. It is a transcript of the gene ND-39, whose product is annotated as NADH dehydrogenase [ubiquinone] 1 alpha subcomplex subunit 9, mitochondrial. Bases 127 to 1365 code for a protein of 412 amino acids. The record is from RefSeq and is a predicted model, not a curated record. Gene Ontology annotation, cellular component: mitochondrion. NCBI's taxonomy places the organism in Eukaryota, Metazoa, Arthropoda, Insecta, Diptera, Tephritidae. Gene Ontology annotation, molecular function: protein-containing complex binding. The transcript has 4 exons.